GGGGGGGGAGCUCGCAGGAUCGCGAUCGCUAGUGACGCCGAGAGUUUUGACUGACAUGUGAUAACAGUGUUAUCAUAACACAUAAUAAAUAAGUUUUAGUUUAAAACAGUAAAACCGUAAAGUGACAAGCUUCGCGUAACGUGCAAUUUACCUCGAAUUAAACAGUAUUAAGUAAACAGAUAAUAAAAUAAAUAAAAAUGAACGUUUGUUGUGCUGAAUAUUCCUAUUAAUUUGCCAUAACCACAUACAUAAAUAAAUAGUGACAAUAUUUUUUCUACCAUGGCUGAUUUACAAUUAGACUUAAAUCAAUCUUUAGAGUUAAGGAUAGCACAAUUCAAAAAUGAUCCGGAAAAAAUUAAUGAUGUUAAUGAUUUCCUGGACGAGCUUAUAAAUGAGGCACAAGUGGAGUUGGAGCAUAGAAACAAGAAAACGCAGGGUAAAGCGAAACUGAUGGUGCCAAAAGAAUUGGGGCUUCCAUCACCAGGGCUAAAACGUCGGCAAGGACCUUUGCAUCAAGAAUAUUCACCACAAUUUGUCAUUGCACAAAUCAAGUUAAAAGUGUUAUCAACAAAAACUGAAAAGCGCACAGGUGUGAAUAAAAACGUUUUUAAUAUAUAUAUUUAUAAGGAGAUAUUUAAGGAGAUAAUCGAUGGUAAAUAUUCUCUAUGAUUUUUGUUUUGUUGUUGACAAUAUACGUAAUGUUUUUCUUUCUAAACGGAAUCUAAUAAAAUGUACUGUAAAACAUGUUAAAAUAAGAAUUUGAAUUGUAAAAGGGGCAUUCCACGUUACUCGGGAAUUUUUGUCCCGCCAGUCAAAAUUAAAAACCACACGUUAUUAAAGUUAUUUUGAAAUAUUCUUUAUUACACAGUAAAAAAAUUUGCCCGUGUAAAUUUUUUAGUGUAAAAAUAUUAGAGUUGAUUUGUAAGUGUAAAAGUUACACUACAAAAUACACUAGGUAGCAUUUAGUGCUUAUUAAUUUUAUUAAACACAUUUUAGGAAUAUGAACAUUAUUCGUUGGUACAUACACACUAUUUAUUAUUAAAAUAAAUCAAAAGGGUAGAAAAACUUAAUGUGAGUGUUUAUUACCCCUUAAUGUUUUAAAUAGUGACAAAAUGUACACUACUAGUGCAUAUCACAAUUAAAGUUAAAUUACACCAAUGGCAAAAUAGACUGAAAAAACUGGUAAUAACCGAAAUGCGUUUUAAAAUGUUUGGUUGGUACCUAUCUACCUACGCAGUGCAUAUCCGGAGAUACCGCGUUGUGAAAGUGUGGCAUUUUUGUUCAGUUAGAUUUUAAUUAUGGUGAAUCCAUAAGGGGACGUUCUUAUUUUUUGGUAAAUCCUUUUUAUUUAAGCCUUAAUACUCAAUAAAUACCAAUAUGUUAAAAGGAUGUCCAUACCCGACCUAUAUUAUAUAUCAAUAAUUUACUGCAGUAGGUCGGGUACUUGUAACAUUAAUAAUAUAAAUACAUACACACUUGAUUUACUUUUUAUUUUCAAGCGUUAUGGUUGUUAUAUUAAUCUAUACCUACAUUUUUAUUAAUAUUAUGGAAAAUUUGUACACGUGUGGUAAAUCCCCGACAUACAGCCGCCUGACGCCUCUCUACCAAUGGGAUCACCCAUUUUUUAUAACAGAAAAAUGGAAAACAGUAAAAAAUUCCAUUGAUCUAAAACUUUUACGUUUUAAGGAACCAUUUUGCUUAAGCCAGCCAUACGACUCAAAUAUAAAAUUAUAUUUUAAAAGGCACCGAUUUUGAUAUAAAAUUAUAUUUUAAAAGGCACCGAUUUUGAUAAUUUUCAUAGAAUUUUGUUUCAAAUAAAUGUUUCUCUUUAUUUACCUUUUCGUUUUGUUCACUACCACCAAUAGGUUUUACUCAAAUAAUAGUGUUAAUUUACACUAGAAGUUUGCACUAAAAGAGUAAAAGUACCUUUCUAAAAUUGGAACUUUUCCAAAGUAGUGUUAAUUUACACUGAACAAAAGUGGGAUUUUACCCAGGAAGUGUAGAAGUACACGAUUUUAGGUUAAUUAACACUUUUUAAUACAGUGUAAAAUUACUUCAACCUCAGUGUUAUAGUGUUAAAUCAUACUUGCUGACUUGGGGAAAAUUACGCUACAAAUUAACUCUAAUUGUAGUGUUAUAAAACAACACUAUUUAGUGUGGACCUGUGGGAACUCUAAUUAGUGUUGCUUAGAAUUGAUUUUUUUUACUGUGUAUUAAUUUUAUACCAUGUGGUUUUUACUCACAAUUUUUAAUUGUGACUGUCGGAACAAACACUCCCGAGUAUCGUGGAAUGCCCCAAAAAUUAAUUUUGAUUUGUUGAUUUUCGUUUUUAAAAUAGUAGGUACUUUUCAAAUAUUAUUUUAUUGAUGCAUUAAUUUUUAUACAUUUUUUUACCAUUAAAAAAGCAAGAAAUUCAACAAUGUAUCAAAAAAGUACAUAAGUUAUGGCGACCAUUAUAUAAUCUUACAAAAUGCCUUUUUUAUUAAUAUAUUUUUAAACUGGUAAACUGCCAAAUUUGCUAAAAAAAACAUCUCAAAUAAAGAAUUGGCACUUUUUGCACAAAGUUGGUAUACAAUGUUAAACAAUAAACAAUAGUAUAUUGUGCGACUAGUGGGAGAAAAAGGAGAUUCCUCGAGCGUGGAAUCUCGUCUUGUGACCGACCAAUAGUCUCACACAAUAUUUUAUUCAACCACCGAAAUGCUACGUCAAAUGAUUGCUCGUAUAAUCGACCAUUUUCUUCACUUGUUGCAAAAUAUAUAACAUAAACAACACAAUGGAAAUGCCAUGUCAUAAAAAAUAAAAAAACAGUUUUUAAUGUUCAUAUUUGGUUGUAUAAAUUUAAUACGCAUUCUGUAAUAUAUUAUGUUUGCGGAAAAAUGUUAAAAAUAUCCAAUUAUCUAAAAAAAAUUAAAGCUUUAAUUUGUCAAACAUAAUAAUUCUGAAAACAGGGUGAAUAGAAAACAUUUUCAAGUUUCCAAUCCGAUAUACGGAAAUCAAACAAAACCGGAAUCAAUUUUUUGGGGUGUCUUUAAUAAUGAGUGUAAAGAAAGUUAAAGAAAACAAGCUUGGACGCGUGAUCGACCUUUAGCAGGUGGACAGCGCGGUCCUAAUUGGCUCGUGCCACCCUACAUUUCUUGUCUUUAAAAAAAUAAAUAUUUUUUUUAUUUAUAAAAAUAUAUCAUAUAGUUUUUAAUAAUUAUUUUUGUAAAGCAUAAUAAUUAUUCAACAGUUAUUGUAGGAUAUAUUAAAAAAAAAAACAAAAAUCGAUAAACCACUUAAAAAAAAGGACAUUUAAAACCUGUAAACAUGAUUGUAUUAAAAAUGUAAUUGAAAUUAUAGGGUGACCAAUGAAGUUAGUCCACAAAGCAAAGUUAAUUAAAAAACCUUUUAGUAAAAAUUAACUUUGCUUUACGGACGAACUGUUUUGGUGACCCUAUAAUUUCAAUUUUGUUAGUCAUUGAGUUAUUGGUAAGGUUUAUAUCGCAAGUAAAGAAUAACACGAUUUUAACUGGUUUUAAAAAGGAAAUUUGGGCAUAACCAAGUUAUAUUUGCCUUCUUUGAUGCACUUGUAUGAAAAUCUAAUUUUUAGUAAAAUAUAGUUUAAACAUACAAAAUGCACGAACGAAUAACGAAAUAUUACAAAAUUGCUUGAUGAUAACGAUACAAAUUUCUCUUUAAGUCUUCACAAAGAGACUAAGAAUUUCCAAAUAAUUCUUAUAAGUCUUCCCAAAAUAAAUAAAUUACAAGAGGUAUUUACAAUCUGGUUGCCUACCUUCAUUAUAGCAAACAGUUUGUUAACUUAAAAUAAAGCUUCAAAAAAAUUAAAUUAAAACAAUGCAUGAUUUUUUAAACGAAUCGUGUAAAUUUGUUUCUAUUCACCCUCCAAAUAAACUUAAUUGUGGAUAAUUGGGUACGAAAAUAUAUAUUAUAUAAAAUAUAAGAUUUGUUUGUUUGUACUACACUAAGUAAGGAAGUGAAGCAAUAAGUACACCUUUGUGGUCAAAAACACAAUAACACUGAUGCACAUAGUGUGGUAUCAGCAAACAUUUCCAUAAUAAAUGUAAGUAAAUAUGUCUCAAUGUAAAAAAAUCGUGUACCUAUAUACUUACCAUAAGUUUUGUUAAAAAUUAUCUACCUAUUGGAGUAGGUAAAAUAUAGUAUUAUACUCAAGAUUGCGCGCAUUAUCUCUUGUAUAAUAAUAUACUAUUUUUACAAGAAAAAACAAUUUUCUGGACUACUCUAAUGCCCACUUAAUAUAUUGCAAUAAAAUUACAGUAUUAAAUGAUUUAUGUUUUGUUGGUAAAAGUUAAGUUAGCGAUGCCUAAAUAUAUAAAUAUAACAUUGUUGUUGUUUUAUGUAGAUACAAAUUAAUUUAUUAUUUGGUUUGGAUUAAUAAAAUAUCUGGCAUAUCAAAUAAGACUUGCACAAAAUUUUAUCUACAACCGUUAUUUUUUAUAAAUAAUAAUUAUUAUGCAAAAUAAUACUCCUAAUAAAUUAUUGUAUAAAAAUCAAGACAAUCAAAUUUCGGAAUAAUUAUUUAUAUUUUUGUAUCCCAACAUGGGUACAAUAUGUGACUUGGAGUGACAAAAAAUAAGAUUUAAAUGCAUUUUCUGUAAAAGAGCAAAAAUAAAAAAAGAAAAUGUAUUUUCUAUCUGUGCUUUCAGUCAAAAACACUAUCUAUGUAGCAAUAUUGGUGGAGUGUUAACAUAAUUAUGUUGUGAUUGAUAUAUGUAAAUAAACUUGCUGUUGAUAUAAAUUUUCUUUAUUUAACCCUUCACAUAGGUACAUAAUAUUAUUUUAUUUGAUACAGUAUUAUUUACAUCAAUAAAUGUACAAAUACAAGAAUGAACUAUCCACUUAAUAGAUAUUUACUUACAUUAUAUAGACAAACAGUUUUACAAUUUUUAUAAAAUAGGUUGUGAAUGCUAAAAGGGGAAAAAAUUCUACAUGUUUGUUUUGGUUUUGGUAAAGAAUUAAGCACAUGGGAGUAAUUAAUAAUCAAUAAAACUAUUGGGGAGUUAAAUUUUAAAUCUCUACUCUCACAUUCAAAAAUUUUAUUUCCAUACUCCUCCCAGAAUUUAAUAAUCAAUAAAUUAAUUUCUUCUAAUUGAGUUUCGUUUUUAUUUGACAAUAUUUCAUGGUUCCAAAAGUUUAUCCUAUUUUUUUGUAGUGUUAACAAUUUACUCAUUUGCAAAGCAAGUCCUUUUAAUUUCUGCCGUUUCUUUUUUAUUACAUAUUUUGUUUGGCAAAACAAAUUUUGAUUACAAUUCAUGUUUAAACUCUCUGAUUCUACUCGAGACACUAAUUGACUGGGAUAACUUUCAAUACAAUUUGUUCCCUCAAAAAAAUUAAAAGAGGAUUGCGUUUCUCUUUGUGAAAUACCUGGGCUGUUAGAAUACGAUUCAUUAUUUAAAUUUAAAUUAUUUUUAAAUUUUUUUCGUUUUCUUUUUAUGAUUUUUUUAUUUUUAAUUACAGGAGAUUUAUUAGUAAACUUACAUAUUUCUUUUCCCUUUUCGGAAGAAUCUGGUUUUAAAAAUAAAUUGUUUUGUUGAGUUUUUUCAUCCUCGGUAAUUUCUCUGGACGGAUCGAAAUAAAUAUGCUCGUCAUCCGAUGAUUCCGAACUGCUCCAAGUUAUUUCCACCUUAUUUUUAACGGAAGUAUUGAACGAAGAACAUGUGUUUUUUAUCCAGUUAAUUUUUCGUUCCAUUCGAGUUUUAAAUUAAACGCCAAACAUUUAGGUUAU
Brassicogethes aeneus is the source of this 5743-nucleotide messenger RNA. NCBI's taxonomy places the organism in Eukaryota, Metazoa, Arthropoda, Insecta, Coleoptera, Nitidulidae. The record is from the annotation of a GenBank genome assembly.